Messenger RNA from Arabidopsis thaliana (thale cress), 1147 nucleotides. Its product is annotated as 3-oxo-5-alpha-steroid 4-dehydrogenase family protein. The record is from RefSeq and is marked reviewed. Bases 236 to 1042 code for a protein of 268 amino acids. Gene Ontology annotation, molecular function: oxidoreductase activity, acting on the CH-CH group of donors. The transcript is spliced from 2 exons. Gene Ontology annotation, cellular component: membrane. Lineage: Eukaryota; Viridiplantae; Streptophyta; Magnoliopsida; Brassicales; Brassicaceae. Gene Ontology annotation, biological process: lipid metabolic process.
GUCAAGAAUUACACGCACAUUCUAUACGUUUAUAUGAAAGAAAAAGACAGUUAAAAAGCGAAUCAUAUCUGCAUAAUUGCAUCUGAUCUCAUGUCGGUGUCUCCUUAAUCCUUAAGUAUUUCUUAUCAAAAAAUUUGUGGCUAUUAAUAGAAGAGAACUAGAGAGGACAAACAAAAUAUCCCAAAAUUGCAGAACCAGCUUCUUUCUUCCGAAGAGAAACCAAAAACAAAAGAAAAUGGAAAUGGUGACAAGUUUUGUAUAUCCACCACCUCCAUCAAUAUUGCUCAAUUGUAUGAGCGUCGUUGGUGUAGCUGCUCUGGCCAAUAUCGGUUGGUCUGAAAUCAGAGGAAAUCAUCUCAAAUACUCCAAAUUCGGCGUAUCAUCAUCAUCACCACAACCACAGAAGGAGCGAUUCGGCAGCAUCUCAAGCCGAAAUGGAAUGCUUUUGCUAUACACACCUGCGUUUCUAGCAGCUGCGUCUUCUUUCUUCGUCGUACCUUCUGAUGAUCUCAGGUUUCUUCUUCUCAAAUCCGCACUUGCCCUCCAUUUCUUCAAGAGGGUAUUCGAGGUUCUGUUCAUACAUAAAUACAGUGGAGGGAUGGCUAUAGACUCAGCUCUCACCAUAAGUAGCAGCUAUUUCUCAUCCACAGCAUUGAUGUUAUACAGUCAAAAUCUCACCUUGGGACUUACCGAGCCGAGUUUCGAUAUGAAACUCGCCGGAGUUGUGAUGUUUGUGGUGGGAAUUGUUGGGAAUCUGUAUCACCAUGUUUUGCUGGCUAAGCUAAGGAAAGAAGAUGGGAAGAAAGAGUACAAGAUACCAAAAGGAGGUCUCUUUGAUAUAAUCAUAUGCCCUCACUAUCUAUUUGAGAUCCUUGUGUUUUGGAGCUUCUUUCUCAUCUCUCAGACCAUUUAUUCAUUUUCUUUCGCUAUGGGAACAAUGCUCUAUCUCAUUGGUCGGAGUUAUGCUACAAGAACUUGGUAUCUUUCCAAGUUUGAUGACUUCCCCAAGCAUAUCAAGGCUCUCAUUCCCUUUGUAUUCUAGAGUUUUGUUGUUGUUGUUUCAAGUGUCUGAAUAAAACUAAGAGACCUUAUAGGUUCAUUUGUUUAAGUUGAAUUUAAUAAUAAAUCAUUAGAAAUCAUUGAAUCA